AUGCCUCCUGAGACUCCUAGUGUUAAGAAACCCUCCAAAAACAAGCCUCCCUCAAGUUCGCCCAUCAAAGUUGUUAUUGCUGAAGGCUGCAUUCAGAAGGAUCCUCAAAAAGAUACAAUCAACAGCAGCAAAGCACAGGAAACAGAGCUGAGUCUGAAGCCAGGUUCUUCUCUGGUGAUGACACACCACAUCAACGUGGUACCGGGUUCUUGCACUGGAGGCUGUGAGGCAGAGAUGGCUACACUGAAGGACAGACUAGAGAUACUGGAAAAGGAAAUGUCAGCUUUGAAAAAAAAGUGCACCGUUUGCUCUGGAGUACAGUGCCCAAAUAACUGCAGCAAGAAUGGGGAGUGUGUCAACGGAAAAUGUGUGUGUCAUUCUGGUUUCACUGGCACUGCCUGCAGCAAAGGCACUGACAAGAAAAAUAAGGUGUCUUCUGAUAGUGACACUGUCAAGCAAGAGUCAUCAUCCCAGGAACUAUCAAAGACAAACAAUACAAUAAUCAGUACAAACGACAAAGAAAAAAAGCAUCAAACAAGAGGUCCAACAACUGUCAAAAAAAAUCCACCGAACAAAGACUUGCCUCCAAACCAAAAUGUGACUCAAAGUAAUAAUAAGAAAUCUAGCGGAAUGUUAACAGAUUUAAUCAAAUUGCCAACUAAACUGUCUACAAAUAAAACUGUUUUAAAUUCAAGGAAUGGGAAGCUAUCAUUGUUUAAUGUGACUUUUACAAAAAAUGUCAAAAAACCAUCCCAGAACAAUGAUAUGAAGGUUCUUAAUGGAGGAGCGUAUAUGACUCAGAAGAAUGCAAACGCAACAGAGGAGUUAAAAGGAGGAGAUAAGAAAAGAAAUCUAAAUUCAACUACAUCCACCAAGACAGACAAAAAGUCAACCAAGCAGAGUGUUAUACUAUUAAAAGACGGAUCAUCUGAAAAGAAAACAGAAAAACACUCAAAUGAAAAGGACAAGAAGCUAAACAAGGGAAAUGUCACGCCUCUUAACAAAGCAUCAUUAGGAAAUAUACAAGUGGACAAGCAUCUAAACGUAAAUAAUGCUACUGAAAAAGACAGGAAGAGCCAGAGCAAUGCCACACCUCUUGAAGAAAAAACAUCUGGAGAAGGAAAUGUUACAACUUCCAGUGAAAAAUGGAAGAAGGUAGCAACAGGUGAUGGUUUAUUUACACCGGUAAAUAAAAGUAAAACAGGACAGCAACAUGGAAACAUAACUGUUUCUACUGAAAAGGACAAUAAGCUACACCAGGGCAAUGCUACUCAUACUAAAGAUGAAUCAUCUUUUAAGACAAAGAAAGACAGCCAUCUCAAUGGAACAAUGUCAUUGGAGAAGGACAAAACAUUACCACAGAACAAUGCGGCAAAAGUUGUUAUACUUGAAAAUAAAGUUGGAGUCAGAAAAAAGGUUGAUAACAUAAAUGAAAAAAAGUCCAAUGAGAAAGGCAAGAAGUUUCUACAAGGUGAUGAGAUGAAAGUGAUAAAAAAAGAGGAAGUAAAUGUAAGUUCAACCACCACCAGUGAAAAGGAUAAGAAUUUACAACACAGUCUCAAAGAAGACGCAUCUAGCAAGCGCAAAGUAAACAGUGAUUUAAAAAACAUCACAAUUUCUAAAACUCAUGUCGAGAGGACAACAAAACCCACUGAUGUCGGACCAGUUGCGGUUCACAACAUAACUGCCACUGGGUUUGUUAUCACAUGGGAAGCUCCUCAAGGAGUAUUCAGGAAUUUCACAGUAACUAAAAAGGAGGUUUGGUCAGGAAGGAGCAGUGAGGAUGAUGCAGAAGAAGCUGAGAAAAGCCCAAACGGUGAUCUAAAAUCAGACGAGUUCAUUAGUUCAAACAAAACCUCAUCUAAUGUUUACACUGGAAAAGCAGAGAGAAAGAGUGCUGAGAAGUUCUCACAGAUUCUUGCUGGAAGUGCUCGCUCCUAUCAUUUCAAGAAUCUUCGACCACAGAGAAAGUAUUUGGUGUCCUUGAUCGGCUCCGGGCCUCACGUACGCUCCAAACUUCACAGUUUGUAUGUCUCUACAGGACCUGAACCACCAACAGAACUGCUGUUCAGCAACAUUACAGAAACGUCUCUCAUUUUGUCCUGGACCAAACCUAAAAGCACAGUAACAGGAUUCAAAGUAACAUACACCAAUUCUGCAAAUGGGGUAACAGGAUCCAUGUCUGUUGACUCACAGUUGUCCCAUGUUCUCAUUUCCAAGCUGUCUGUUGGUUCCCGGUAUGAAAUUAGUAUCAGGUCUGUUAUGCGAGCAAUAAAGAGUGAAGCCACUACAGCCUCAAUUGUUACAGUGCCUGACUCCCCUACUGACCUCCAGGCCAUGAACAUCACAGACAGCAAAGCACUGUUGGUAUGGAAGCCUGCUGAAGCCAAAGUCGAUCAUUAUAUCCUCAUUUAUGGAUCAACAAGAUCUCCUAAUGUGACAGUGACAGUGAUGUUGUCUGGCAAUUCUGUGCAGCACCAGCUUAGGGGUCUACACAGAUCUACCCUCUAUGCAGUAAAGAUUCUGAGCCAAAUCAACAGUCUCCAGAGUAGCUCUGUUUCCACAACUUUUACAACAAAAAGCGGAGUAAAGCUGCAGGUAGUUAAACCCAAUGAAGUCACCUGGAACUCAGCAGUGAUUUCAUGGAAGAGCACUCACAUAGCUUUCAGAAGCUAUAGGCUUACAUACCAGUUUGGAGAAGAGGUUAAGGAGGUGAUCCUAAAUCCAACUGUGUCCCAGUACAAGUUAACUGAUCUGGUGGCUUCUUCUCACUAUACUGUAAAAGUAGAUGGAGAGAGUGAGGGACAGUAUAUCAGUGUGGUUUCCACUACAUUUACAACAGCGCAAUUGCCUUACCAAUACCCAGUCGAAUGCUCCCAGGUGCAGGUGAAUGGCAUGAAGGAGUCUGGAGAGGCUGAGAUUUAUCCACAGGGUAAAGAAAGAGAGGCAGUGAGGGUCUACUGUGAUAUGGAGACUGAUGGAGGAGGCUGGACAGUAUUCCAGAGGAGAUUGGAUGGGUCUACUGAUUUCUUCAGAGAAUGGAGUGAUUAUAGAGAAGGUUUUGGAGAGUUGAGUGCAGAAUUAUGGCUUGGAAAUGACAUUCUUCAUGCUCUGACUAACACGGAACCAAUGAGCCUACGCGUGGAUUUGCGUUUAGGAAAUGACACGGCCUACGCUCAUUACUCCAACUUUUCUGUGGGGUCGGAGGUGAAUCACUACACCAUUGAGGUGUCUGGAUACUCUGGCACAGCUGGGGAUUCAAUGAAAUACCACAAUAGUUGUCCUUUCUCAACUAAUGACAAGGACCCCAGCAAUAAUGAUGUCCAGUGUGCAAAGAAAUACAUGGGAGGCUGGUGGUACAAGAACUGCUACAAAGCCAAUCUCAAUGGUGUCUAUGCAACCUUCUCCAAGGACCAGGGAGUGGUGUGGAUUGACUGGAAGGGCAAGGACAUCUCCCUCCCUUUUGCCGAGAUGAAGCUGCGGCCUGUCUCUCUGAGCCACGUGACCCCCAACACCCAAGGCUAGAACAUCUAGUGAAGAGCAGCUGCUGCAUGCAGAUACACUGUACAACCUUCAACACUUCACAUUUCACACACUGUACAUAAUUUUAUGCAAUGCAUAUCUACUUUUUUUUUUACCAAUUAUUAUUAUACGCCAUACAGUGACAAAGUUAAUAAAUGUCUAAUAUUAUAUAAAUAAUCAAACGAUCAUCCAUUCAACAUAGUACGUUUUAAUUAGGUAUGUGUAAAGGAUACAUACUGUGUGUGCCGCAUUAUUUACUUUCAUAUGACUGUAUAGUAAGGAUUAUGUGCUAUCAAAGCGUUCAAAGGGUUCUUUACACUGUUCCUGACUCACACCGCUACUGA
This is a messenger RNA of Tachysurus vachellii, 3866 nucleotides long. RefSeq names its product tenascin XBa (gene tnxba). Gene Ontology annotation, molecular function: protein binding. Lineage: Eukaryota; Metazoa; Chordata; Actinopteri; Siluriformes; Bagridae. Bases 1 to 3525 code for a protein of 1174 amino acids. The transcript is spliced from 14 exons. The record is from RefSeq and is a predicted model, not a curated record.